Octopus sinensis (East Asian common octopus) is the source of this 2999-nucleotide messenger RNA. RefSeq names its product sodium- and chloride-dependent glycine transporter 1-like. Gene Ontology annotation, biological process: sodium ion transmembrane transport. Lineage: Eukaryota; Metazoa; Mollusca; Cephalopoda; Octopoda; Octopodidae. Gene Ontology annotation, cellular component: membrane. The transcript has 12 exons. The coding region runs from base 858 to 2486 and encodes 542 amino acids. The record is from RefSeq and is a predicted model, not a curated record.
CACGCAAGAAUAGAUAUGUAUAUGCACACACAUGCACGCAUGCACACGCCUGCAUACGCGUAGAGCGCGGACUUAGAGAUAAACAAACACUCAGGCCCACAGACAUGUUUACAGCAAUAAAAGUGUGCUAGAGAUAGACAGAGAAAAAGAGCCGGGAAAUGAGCGACGAGAUAAAGAGAAGGAUCACAAUAUGAUGGAGUUGGAAGGAACAGAGUGGAAAAAAUAGAUUGAGAGAGAGGGGGAGAGAGAGGGAGAGAGAGAGAGGGAGAGAGGGAAUGAGGUAGUGGUAAAACACUGAGUGAGUGAGGAAGGGAGUGAGGCGAACUCUAUAUGUGUUGUGAGAAAGAAAUAGAGAGAAAGAGUGAGACUGCGUGUGAGUGUGUGUGUGUGUAUGUCUGUGUGUAUGGAAAAAGACAGCAGUGCAGUGUGAAUUGCAGGGAAGCAACAGCACACGUGCUAUAUCGACGCUAAAUCAGACCGACUGAAACUUAAAGCCUUAACUAACACGAACCAAAGCAAAUCGCACCGUGCCGACUAAACUAAAACUAACAAGCAGACAACAAACACAGACACCCAGUAAUAAACUCAAAAUAACAACGAGCCAACCAACCAACCAACCAACCAACAGACAACACUAAAACCCACCCCUUCAACCACCCACCCGCCGUACAAGCCAACCAACCAGCUAAUCAACCGUGUCUUCACUCAAACACCAGUUACGUCUUUUGACGCGAAAUUACACAGAGAGAGUCGUGAGAAGGAAGGAUAUAAAAAAGCGACUCAAAAGCGGACGUCGGUAUAUUUUCAUUUCAGAAAUUGGCCCGGUUCUAAACACCGCAUUUUCUUCAACGGAUUUCAUGGGGGAUAAUUACUGUUCCACGGUUUCCCUUGACUUAGUUGAAGAACAAAAGGAUCGAGAAGCUGUCGACUAUAUUUUCCCAGAGGACGGACCGGCUGAUGUUGUUCGUAAAGAUGAAGAGCAAGCGCCUCCAGUUGAGGAAGAAGAAGAAGAAAGUACUAGAGUGACAUGGGCCGGCAAAUCUGAGUUUCUUAUGACAUGUGUUGGAUAUGCAGUGGGACUUUCCAAUGUCUGGCGAUUCCCAUAUUUGUGCUAUAAAAAUGGCGGAGGUACAUUUCUGAUACCAUAUAUAAUAAUGCUGGCCAUUGUGGGAUUACCUCUCUUCCAUCUGGAGCUAGCCUUUGGCCAGUUUGCUAGUCAGGGCCCACUUAGUAUAUGGCGGAUUAACCCACUUUUCAAAGGUGUCGGUUUUGCUAUGGUGAUCAUCAGUUGGUUCAUAAUGCUUUAUUAUAACGUCAUCAUCAGUCACACACUAUACUACUUUUUUGCGUCAAUGAAGAGUGAAGUCCCCUGGGCUUCCUGUAACAAUUCAUGGAAUUCAGACAACUGUUUUUUGUAUGACGAAAAUCGCCAUAACAGUAUCGUUCUAAUUAUAUCACUAAAUUUGGACGAAAAUCUUGAAGGGAAAACAGAAAAUAUACCUGUGGUGAAAACAAUUAUUCGAUUAGGGUUGAAGAUUUUAUGCAUUAUUUUAACGAGACCAGGUUUGGUGUUCGAGGUCUACCCAGAAGCAUUAGCCCGAAUGCCAAUAGCACCAAUUUGGUCAGUCUGCUUUUUCUUCAUGAUGGCUUUACUGGGAUUCGGUUCACAGUUUUCUAUUGUAGAAUGCGUGAUGAGUUCUAUAUUGGAUGAACUACGUACAUAUAUUAAUACCAUUCCAAGAACUAUUUGUGUUCGUGCAUUGAUCAUAGCCAUCUCCUUCCUCCUUGGUUUACCAAUGCUGUGUAAUGGUGGAAUGUUUCUUUUAAACCUGAUAGACUUCAGCAUCAGUGGUUUUCCAUUGCUCCUGGUUACAAUGUUAGAGUGCCUCGCAAUAAGCUAUAUAUACGGUUUUGAAAAUUUUUCUGAUGAUAUCAAGAUGAUGCUUGGUAAAGCACCAAACCUCUACUGGAAAAUAUCAUGGAAAUAUUUAUGUCCUACAUCGAUUAUUACUAUUGCUCUUUUAAACAUCGUUCUCUACAAGGAACCUGAUUUGAAUGGUAAAGAAUACCCGUGUUGGGCAAAGGUUAUUGGUUGGCUCAUAGUUGCUUUACCAAUUUCCGUCAUACCCACCUGGUUUUUAUACAAAUAUUGCUCACAAGGCGGGUUUUACAUGCUGAAAUUAAACAUGCGGCCUUCACCUGACUGGGGCCCGGCCCGCAAAGAGGACCGAAUCGAACGUUACAGUGCGGAUUCACUUGGGAUUCACAAGAUACAAUGCCUACCCGAAUCGUCUAGUGUUAAUGGAUUAGCUAACGCCGUUCAGCACGCCAGCAGUUUGUCUACCAUCAAUUCUUACGUUCCGAACUCUGUCAGUGGUUCAAUGACUUCAUUUAACAAUGCUGCUAGCUCUGUGACAUUACCUACCGCUAAUGAUAUCAAUCUGAACACAAAAAGCAACGUGGUCAAAUCGGAAUCGAUAUUGUGAUUCUCAGAACAAAUAAGAUACUUAAAAAAGAAUUAAGUGAAUAAAUAGACAGUACAGAAUCACAAUAUGAUACAAAUACAAUUUGACAGUUUAUAAACAAUGAAAGGGAAAAAAAAACAACAACAACAUAAAACGAUACGUUGAUUCUGAGAUUUCAUAUAAUCACAAACGACAGAAGGUGAAAUGAAGUAAAACAACCGGAAGCUGAGCGAGAGUGCAAGAGAGAGGAAGCAAGUGAGACGUAGAUAUGAGAGUGAGAAAGAGAGUUAGAGACAAAGAUCAUGUAGUGUCUGUGAGUCUCUAUAAGUGAGAAAGAGCGAGAGCGAGAGAGAGAGAGUGAGAAAGUGUGUAUAUGUAUGAGAGAGAAAGAGGAAAAGAAGAAAGAGAAAGAAUGAGUCACCGGGUGCGUUGCGUGGAAUUAAGUUCAAAGUGUGAAAGUUUAAAACGAAAUAAAUAUUCAUGUAAACAAGAAGCAUCCAUAAAAAUCUAUCUUGAUCACUCAUUAACUCACAA